Messenger RNA from Mercenaria mercenaria, 768 nucleotides. Its product is annotated as loricrin-like. The record is from RefSeq and is a predicted model, not a curated record. NCBI's taxonomy places the organism in Eukaryota, Metazoa, Mollusca, Bivalvia, Venerida, Veneridae. The coding region runs from base 1 to 768 and encodes 255 amino acids. The transcript has 4 exons.
AUGUCAAAGUUACUGGCGAUGCAGCGGCAUAAAAAUGAAAAUUCAAAGGGUAGUAGUGGUUGUGCUGAUGGUUGUGGUUGUGGUAGUAGUGGUAGUGGUGGUGGUAGUAGUGGUGGUGGUGGCAGUGGUUGUAAUGGUAGUUGUGGUAGUGGUGAUGGUAGUGGUAGUGGUAGUGGUGUUGGUAUUGGUGGUUGCAGCAGUAGUUGUGUUUGUGGUGGUAGAAGUGGUCCUGGUGGUGGUAGUGGUUGUGGUAGUGGUUGUGGUAGUAGUGGUGGUAGUAGUAGUAGUAAUGGUGUUGUUAGUGGUGGUGAUUGUAGUAGUAGUGAUUGUGGCAGUGGUAGUUGUGGAGGUAGUAGUAGUAGUAGCAGUGGUGGUAGUGGUAAUAGUGGUGAUUGUAGUGGCAGUAGUGGUGGUAGUAGUGGUAGUGGUUGUGUAAGUGGUAGUAUUUGUGGUGGAAGUGGUAAUAGUGGUAGUGAUGUUGGUGGUUGUAGUUUAAGUGUUGGCGGUAGUGGUAGUAGUGAUUUUGAUAGUGGCAGUAGUAGUACUGGUCGUGGUGGUGGUAGUGGUUGUGGUAGUAGUUGUAGUGGUGGUGGUAGUAGUAUUUGUGGUGGUGGUAGUGGUAGUACUGGUUGCGGUAGUGGUAGUAGUGGUGGUGAACAAGCCUUUUCCGGUGAAUGGAAAGUUAAUAGAACGUUAAUAGAAAGUGAAUGGAGCUAUUUGCAGCAGCUGUUCGCCGUUCAUUCACCCCAUCCGGUGAAUGAUUGGUGA